UUCAGUGGCACCCGAACUUAGCUUUUCCCUACUUGUUUAUCAUUGUUUUAAUAUAUAAUAUCAUUUCAGACCGCUCGCAUACAAGACGAAUAUGCGUAAACUCAUCGAUUUAUUAUAUGGACGUGGCGCUGCAAAAUUUGAGUCCAGUGAAUCGUUUCAGCUUUUAUUUAAAAGUUGGACAUUUUUUGGAUUUACAACAAUGCAACCGUAUCGCUUGGGUCAUUUGCUGCAUAUGUGCCUCUGCUGGUAUUGCCUUGCCCUAUGUCCGGUUGCCUUCUAUAUGGGUUACAUACAGACAUUACGAACAGCACCCAUAUCGAUACAACUUAACCUUUUGCAAGCAACCGUCAAUGUUGUGGGUCUGCAACUCAAGUGCAUUGUCAUUUUAAUAUUAAAAACACAUUUGCGUAGUGCCACACCGAUAUUUGCGCAUUUGGAUGAACGCUGCCAUAGCGCCGAGAGUCGUGAAGAGAUCAAAAACUGUGUUGUCUAUUGCACACGUCUAUUUGCCAUCGUUGGAUUUAUGUAUCAUUUUUAUGCCACCCUCUUAUAUCUCCAAGCGCUUGUCCUUCAUACUUACCCACUUAACACAUGGUUGCCAUUUACCGAUUAUAUUCAUCAUCCGACCAUAAAAUAUUUUUUGCAUUUUAUUAUCGAAGUUUUUCACAUAUCUUUCCAACUGUCGCUGCAAGCCACGAAUGAUGUAUUCCCGCCGAUUUAUAUACGAAAUUUACGCACGCACUUAAAUCUUUUGACGAAACGUGUGAGUCGAUUAGGUAAGAAUACGGAGUUUACUGAUGAACAAAAUUACGACGAAUUGGUGGAUUGUAUCGUUACACAUCAGGAAUUGUUGGAGGCGAAAAAUAUCGUUGCAUCCGUUUGUUCGAUAACAGUAUUUAUACAAUUCAUUGUUGUUGCUAUAGCCAAUUGCAUUUCUUUGCUUAAUUUUUUCGUCUUUGCCGACCGACUCGAACAGCUGUCCACUUUUUCCUAUUAUAUUAGCGUGCUGAUACAGAUUAUGCCUACAUGCUAUCAAGCAUCGAUGCUAGAGGAGGAUAGCGCCAAGUUGCCCAACGCCAUUUUUCAUUGCAAUUGGUUGGGCAUGGACAAGCGUUGUCGCAAACUCAUCAUCUACUUCAUGCAAUGUGCGCAAGAGGACAUUACCUUCGUAGCAUUUAAACUCUUCAAAAUCAAUAUGACAACUAACUUGUCGAUUGCCAAAUUUGCUUUUACGUUGUACACGUUUAUGAACAACAUGGGCUUUGGGCAGAAUAUGAAGGAUUUAUUGGAAUAAAUGCUGGUGUUGUUAGCAAGCUAACAUUAUCCGAUUGUGCCAAGUUGCGCUAGCAGUUAGUGUAAGGCUUACACUUCGAACAAGUUUAUAUUCACAAUAGGUGGCUUAUUUAAACUCUUCGCUCAUUAGAGUUAUUAGAAAUAGUAAACGAUUUUAUUGCUUGCAUAUUUAUGACACAGUAGAAGGAAUUGAAAGCGUCACAAUAAAUGCAUUUUAGCUUUA
Zeugodacus cucurbitae (melon fly) is the source of this 1516-nucleotide messenger RNA. Its product is annotated as odorant receptor 42b-like. The record is from RefSeq and is a predicted model, not a curated record. The transcript is spliced from 3 exons. Gene Ontology annotation, cellular component: plasma membrane. NCBI's taxonomy places the organism in Eukaryota, Metazoa, Arthropoda, Insecta, Diptera, Tephritidae. Gene Ontology annotation, molecular function: odorant binding; olfactory receptor activity. The coding region runs from base 92 to 1294 and encodes 400 amino acids. Gene Ontology annotation, biological process: sensory perception of smell; detection of chemical stimulus involved in sensory perception of smell.